Mesocestoides corti is the source of this 750-nucleotide messenger RNA. The record is from the annotation of a GenBank genome assembly. NCBI's taxonomy places the organism in Eukaryota, Metazoa, Platyhelminthes, Cestoda, Cyclophyllidea, Mesocestoididae.
AUGUGUGUCCAGACAGUCAGACUGUUUUAUUGCGCCAUUCGGUACCUGACUGGCCACACUCAAACACUUCUCGAGACAGGUGGGGAACCCGCGGCUAGUAAACCACCUGGCCCCCAACGCCAGGCCUCGUUCUUGCACCUGCGCAGUCGCACGCAGCAGGUGCUCAUCGGAUAUGCCUCCACUGUCUUUGCCGCGUUACUCCGAGAGGCCUUCUCAAUUUUCAACUUGGAGCUACCAUCGACUGCUGGCAUAAGUGGAAUGGACUUUUGGGACCACAGUAAUAAGGGGAUGGCAAGCACCUCCACCUCGUCAACAUGGAAAGUUGCUGCAUCCAAACCUGGUCUUGAAGAACCUAAAAAAUGUGAAAUUGCUCCUUGUCGGAGUCAGUCCUGCUUUCAAAUUUCUGAAAAUUCGAAUCAGGUGUUUGAUGAGAGUGGCAUGCACACCUCGUGGAAUGCCAGCCAGGGGUACCUGCAGAACCCUUCCUUCCUGGACGACUACGUCUACAAGACCUCCCAGCAGAGCUACGUGGGUCUCAGCGCGUCAGCCCUGUACCAGCCGACGGGGGACUUCGGAGCGGUUGUCGCGUGGAGACCCCCCGACUCCCCGGCCCCGGCUCCAUUGCGGUGCUACGAGCGCUACUCAGGAGGCUGCAUCAGCGAAGAGUACAACAGCACACCGCCGACCGUCUUCAACCAGCAGUCGCAGCAGCAGCAACACCCUCAGAUGGCCCUCCAUUGGACCGAGUAA